Molecule: messenger RNA, 1265 nt
Organism: Gossypium arboreum
Lineage: Eukaryota; Viridiplantae; Streptophyta; Magnoliopsida; Malvales; Malvaceae
Product: putative cyclin-D7-1
Exons: 6
Coding region: 192-1265 (357 amino acids)
Biological process (GO): mitotic cell cycle phase transition; regulation of cyclin-dependent protein serine/threonine kinase activity
Cellular component (GO): nucleus; cytoplasm; cyclin-dependent protein kinase holoenzyme complex
Molecular function (GO): cyclin-dependent protein serine/threonine kinase regulator activity
Source: RefSeq, a predicted model, not a curated record
AAAAACUUGAUAAUUAUAACUGCUCUAUACGGCUAAACCCAUUACUUAACCCUCUCAGGCUAUGUCGUUUCUGUUGCUUUCUCUUUCGUUGUACCAAAGUUGAACGUACAGUACAAGGUGACUAUCAUGUCAGACCAUCUCCUAUGUGACAUUAUCAUUGAAAAUUUUUAAACUUCUACGUACCUUUCUAUAUGAGUUCUUUCUCGAAAUCAGAAAGCAGAAUUGCAAUGGAGAAUUUGCUUUGUGAUGAGGUUUGGCUUUCGAGUCCUGGAACUCCAGACCUCAGCCAUGAAAGUGAACAUUACAUUUGGAAGGGCUAUGGCUAUGCAGAUUUAUUUUAUACGACAAAGGAAGACUCGGAGCAGGCUCUUGUAAUAUGCCUGAAGAAAGAGCUUAGUUACAUGCCUGAAGCUGGAUAUCUAGAUUAUCUCCAAUCUAAAAAUUUGGUGUUUGCUAGGUUUAGAGCGGUUCAGUGGCUUAUUAAGACUUGUACUCGGUUAAAUCUGUCUAUUGGAACCGUUUUCAAUGCGGUAAAUUACCUAGAUCGUUUCCUAUCAAUGAGUCAGUGCCAUGGAUGGAAGCAUUGGAUGAUGGAGUUGCUAUCCGUUGCAUGUUUAUCCAUUGCCGCCAAGUUCAACGAGACUUCCCUCCCUUCCUUGGAUGAACUUCAGAUGGAAGACUUGGAGCAUUGUUUUCAACCGAGCACAAUCCAGCAGAUGGAACUGAUGGUGUUACAGGCUUUAAAAUGGCGUCUUGGUUCUACAACAUCCUAUUCCUAUAUAGAGCUGAUUACAUCAAAUUAUAUCUGUGAUAUCAAUUAUAACCUUCACAAGGAGUUAAUCAACCAAGUUAAUAGGACACUUGUCAAAGCUAUAUUGGAUUUCGAGUUGGUGCCAUAUCCACCUAGCGUUGUUGCAGUAUCUGCUUUAUGGUGCAGUCUAGAAGAGUUAGUUCCAUCAUCAUAUAAUGCCCAUCUCACCAAAAUUUUGAAGCUAAUAAACCAAGAUCACGAGGAUGAUAUUAUGGAAUGUCGUAGGAUAAUGAAAGCAUGGCUGGUUCAUCCAUUCUACAACAUGAAAGUUUCAGAGCAGUGCUCCCAUUACUACCCUCCAAGUCCUGUGACCGUUUUGUUGACGGACAGGAUUGACAUGAUCAAUGAUUGCCAAGUCGAUCUCUCAGUCUUCAAGAUGCCAUUGGCAGGUUCAAAUGUUUUUAAACUUGAUCGUGAAUCAAGUGGGAAUAGAAAAAGGAAGAAAGAAGAAUAG